AUGUGUUGUAUUCCAGAGUCGCACAAGGAUAGCCACCUCCCGACGGCACUGUUGUCGCUCCUGUCGGUGCAGCACCAGACGCAGUCGCUGGCCGCCCUGGUGCCGCCCUGCAUCCAGGUCACCAACGUCAUGAAGCCCAAGGAGCUGGCCUUCCCCGCGCCCUUGCUGUCCGACAAUAUCAAGGCGCAUCUGCUUCAGCACGCCUUCCUACAGAACAACAACACCGUCUCCCCGCCCAGCGACUACAGACCGACUAAAUCGGAGGAGGCGGACAGCGACGCCGAGUACGACGACACCGACGACAUAGUGCUGCCCGAGGAGGCCGACCCGUACUACGAGUUCCAAGUCGCAGGCGGCGAUUCGUUCGACAACAAGCCGAAGCAGGCGUACGUGAAACGCGAGGGCGAAGACCCGAGUCGCCAGUUCGAGUGCCGGCACUGCGGCAAGAAGUACCGCUGGAAGUCGACGCUGCGCCGCCACGAGAACGUGGAGUGCGGGGGCAAGGCGCCUGCGCACCAGUGCCCCUACUGCUCCUACCGGGCCAAGCAGCGGGGCAACCUCGGCGUCCACAUCCGCAAGCACCACAACGCAGAGUGGCUGCUCUACGCCACCAACAAGAUAACUCGCGGGGGUGUGUCGCGUGUGGAUGAUUUGAUGUGGUCUGUCGGGGUUUCAGGGGCAGGUUGCGCGCCCGAGGACGUGUCUUUCACUAGGAUCGGGGGGCUCUCGUGGGAGCAGUGGUCGGCGCGCCUGGCGCUCCCGCUGGUGGCGGGGCUCCGCGCGCCCCCGCCCCCGGGGCCCGGCGAGCCCGCCUUCACCUGCCCCGACUGCGGCCGCGUCUACAAGCUCAAGUCCUCGCUGCGCAACCACCAGAAGUGGGAGUGCGGCAAGGAGCCCCAGUUCCAGUGCCCCUACUGCGUCUACCGCGCCAAGCAGAAGAUGCAUAUCGCUCGCCACAUGGAGCGAAUGCACCGCGAGGUCCACAUGAAACCGGAGCAGUACAUCAAGCAGGACAACGUCGACGCGUGCACAUAG
This is a messenger RNA of Chilo suppressalis (striped riceborer), 1035 nucleotides long. NCBI's taxonomy places the organism in Eukaryota, Metazoa, Arthropoda, Insecta, Lepidoptera, Crambidae. The record is from the annotation of a GenBank genome assembly.